UCCCUCGUCUACUGCUUCUAUCUCUACCACAGAAUCUACAUCACUUCCAAGAAAACUACCAUCACUUCCCUCCGUCUCCACUCCAUUACCCUCAUCCAAGAGCUCGCCAUUUGCGCUACUACUCUCUCCCCUUUCCCGAGGAGACCGACUCCGCUCCCGAUGGUCUGUGCUGCGACGAGACAUCCCACCCUCCUACCGGAAAACCACCUGCCUCCAAUGUCAACAGGUGACAGAGCGAUGGCACCUCCAUGAACUGGAAAAUCCGCAGAUACGUCUGGAUGAAUGUAAGGACUUUAACUGGACACAUUAAUAGCAUGGCUGAAAGCUUGAAGGUCACCAGCACAACUGGCGCACUGUGCAGCAGAGGUAAUGGGGGUGCUGGAUGUGAUGAUGUCCCUUUGCACCCACCUUUGUUGGUGGAUGCCUGGUUGGUGCCCCUGUUCUUUGCUCUCAUCAUGCUCCUUGGACUCCUGGGUAACUCCCUUGUCAUCUAUGUAGUCGCUAAGCAACAACAGAUGAAGACUGUCACCAAUAUUUACAUAGUGAAUCUGGCCACAACAGACAUUCUGUUCCUAGUUUGUUGUGUGCCUUUCACGGCCACUCUUUACCCUCUGCCCAGCUGGGUAUUUGGAGACUUCAUGUGUCGGUUGGUCAACUAUCUACAGCAGGUGACAGCUCAGGCAACCUGCAUCACUCUUUCUGCAAUGAGUGUGGAUCGCUUUUAUGUGACAGUGUACCCUCUCCAGUCCCUCCACCACAGGACUCCACAGUUAGCCAUGGCUGUCAGCAUCUCCAUAUGGAUAGGUUCCCUGCUGCUGUCUGUGCCAGUGGCUGUGUACCAGCGUCUAGAGCCAGGCUACUGGUUUGGCCCACAGACGUACUGCACUGAAGCCUUCCCUUCCCCAAGCCUCCAAAGGACCUUCAUCCUCUACACCUUCCUGGCGGUCUACCUGCUGCCGCUGGUCACCAUUUGUUUCUGCUAUGCCUGCAUGCUUAAACGUAUGGGCCGCCCCAGUGUGGAGCCAACGGACAACAACUACCAGGUCCAUGUGCAGUAUGAGCACUCAGAGGCGGUGCGUUCGCGGGUCUCCCGCAUGGUGGUGGUGAUGGUGUUGCUCUUCACCAUUUGUUGGGGGCCCAUCCAAGUGCUGCUGCUCCUGCAGUCUCUGCACCCGGCUGCCCCACUACGCAGCUACACCCUCUACAAGCUGAAGAUCUGGGCUCACUGCAUGUCUUACGCCAGCUCGGCCCUCAACCCGCUACUCUAUGCCUUCAUGGGGGCCAACUUCAGACGGGCUUUCAGGGGCGCCUUCCCUGCUGCGUUCAAACGCGCUCGCCGCCGGACACAGCCACUCACUGACCCCACACACGCUGAGCUGAACUUCCUUUCAUCUGGACCCUGAGACUCUCUCUCUUUCUCUCUCUAGCUCUCUCUCACUCUCUCUCACUGUCCCUCUCAUGCUCCCAUAUAAAAACAGUGAUUUUGUGAAAUGUGUGGUAAGAGAGAUAUCUAAUGCACACUGACACACACUCACUUUGACAGACAUACUCACACGACUCCUCUGCAUAUAGCCUUUAAUCAGAGGCUAAUUUUUGCCAUGUGACCUUUUCUCUCUCGGUGGUGUCACAUGUCUUUGCUGGCUCACGACUGUUUCACUGAGUUUGUUGCCGCGUGUUACCUCAUGCAUACCGUCCACUCUGUACUUAAUUCAUCACAUGAGACACAUUAUGGGCAACGCAAAAGGAGAGAUGGACACACAAAACAUCCAACAAAACGCAAAUGUCAACUUAAAGGCUGUAUCAGCGAUAACAGGGAUACGCCACUUCUGUUGAUGUUCAAACAAAACAGAGAGCGAGCGAGCUACUCCCUCCCCCUCCUGAACGCGCAUCUCGUCGGUUAUUUGUUGAAACACUUUAUUUUGCCUUUGAGGGGUUGCCAACCCUUGUUGGUAGCGUUUUUUUGACGACCUGCUUAUGGGGCGGGCAGCUAGCAAAAGCUGUGAUUAUUUAUGUUGGCCUUUUUUGGGCCUGAAAUCGCUGAUACAACCUUUAAGCAUCCUGUAUUCCCUGCAUCUAGUGACAUGGACUUAUUCCACUUGUUGUG
This is a messenger RNA of Alosa alosa (allis shad), 2104 nucleotides long. It is a transcript of the gene kiss1rb, whose product is annotated as KISS1 receptor b. Gene Ontology annotation, cellular component: membrane. The transcript has 7 exons. The record is from RefSeq and is a predicted model, not a curated record. NCBI's taxonomy places the organism in Eukaryota, Metazoa, Chordata, Actinopteri, Clupeiformes, Clupeidae. Gene Ontology annotation, biological process: neuropeptide signaling pathway. Gene Ontology annotation, molecular function: G protein-coupled peptide receptor activity. Bases 249 to 1403 code for a protein of 384 amino acids.